GGUAUAUCAGGCUGGCUGCGCCAGGAAUACAGAGAAUUAGAGCUGUUGAAUGAGGUCACAAGGCUACUGUAUCAUAGGAAAACUUCUACAAGUGUUGGUGGAGUAAUAAGGAAGCAGGUGAUCUACACAUACAGACAGUGGAUGCGAGAUGACUUUGUACCCAACAGCAUGCCCAAGCAUAUCAAAUGGUCAAAGGAACAGCCA
Messenger RNA from Phanerochaete carnosa HHB-10118-sp, 204 nucleotides. RefSeq lists its product as uncharacterized. The transcript has a single exon. The record is from RefSeq and is a predicted model, not a curated record. The annotation marks the transcript as partial. Lineage: Eukaryota; Fungi; Basidiomycota; Agaricomycetes; Polyporales; Phanerochaetaceae.